Messenger RNA from Acytostelium subglobosum LB1, 516 nucleotides. RefSeq lists its product as hypothetical. The transcript has 2 exons. NCBI's taxonomy places the organism in Eukaryota, Evosea, Eumycetozoa, Acytosteliales, Acytosteliaceae. The record is from RefSeq and is a predicted model, not a curated record. The coding region runs from base 1 to 516 and encodes 171 amino acids.
AUGAUUAUCGACACCACCAUUGUUAAGAUAAGAAGACCCUCACCAGGACCAAACAAUCAAGAUCUCCAAAGGUCCUUCUACAGCGGCAAACACAAAUUUCAUGGCAUCAAGUUUGAAGUAGGAAUCCGACUGGAUGGCUACAUCGUUUGGGUUGGUCCUCCUCAACCAGGAAGCAAGCAUGAUUUAACCAUCUUUGACGAUGGAGAGUUGGCCAAUGAGUUACUGCCUGGUGAGAAGAUUUUGGCCGACUCAGCCUACGUCUCAAAGAACCACCCAUUCGUUACACCAAUUAAGAAACAGAGGAAUACCAGAACAGUCACCAAGUUCCUCACAGUUGAACAACGCAUCUAUAAUUUCCAGAUCUCAAGAUUGCGUAUCAAGAUUGAACACUGCUUUCCAAAGGUCAAGGCUCUCACGAUGUUUGGCUCCACCUAUAGAUCACAGCGCCACCACCUCGAUCUAUACUUCCGCGCAGCAUGUGCCCUCAUUAACUUUCAAAGCUUUGGAGUAUGUUGA